CACAAAACAAAUAAAAAGUGAAGCAAUAACUUUAAUCCAAUUAAACGCUAUUGUUGGGGUGGUUGGCCAUCUGAUGAUACCCUCGCUGUGCAGUGCAGGUCCGUGCGGGGGCCGGGGUGUAACAAGUGGCGGGGCCGGAGUCGCACAUGUGAGCCACCCCCGCUCAUUCAAUCGCCGUUCAUUCAUUCGCUCGCCGGCACUGCGAGUCGGCCGGUUGUUUCGCGUGGGUGCUGCGCCACUUUACGCAGACGAGUUUACGCGCGCAAUUCAAUUUUCAAAAAUAGAAACGUUUAAAAAAUAAAUAAAUAACAGAAAUGCAUAGAGACUAAAAUUGAUUUUCGUAUUUCAAAAUGGGUGAACAAACAUUUAACAUACCGGAUGACAAUUUGGAACACCACAUAGUGACUUUGUUUGAGAAAUUGGAAUGUUUGAGGCGGGAUGGUGGUUCGAACAGUGAUGUUUUAUCUGGCCGGGUGCCUGCUAGGCUGGAAGUGCGGACUCUUUCGUUGUGGAAGGCCGUGGUGGCUGAAUGCGCCGCGUCCUUUCUGUACGUGUUCAUAGUGUGCGGGGCGGCGGGCGGAGCGGGCGUGGGCGCUUCCGCCUCCGCGGUGCUUUUGUCCACCGCUCUCGCUUCCGGCUGUGCCAUAGCCACGCUCACUAUGUGUUUUGCUAAUAUAUCUGGUGCUCACGUGAAUCCGGCGGUUUCGGCAGCGCUGUGCGUACGCAGGCGAGUGUCGCCGCUGCGCGCAGCUCUGUACGUCGCUGCGCAGUGUGGCGGGGCCAUCGCCGGCGCCGCUGCCAUAUAUGGUGUGAGUGUACCAGGAUACGCAGGCAGUCUCUCAGCAUCUCUCCCCGGAGGAGGAGCAGCAGCAUGGGAGCGGCUCGGCGCCGAGCUUGUGCUGUCAGGGCUCGUGGCAGCUGCCUACUUCGCUGCCAUGGAACGUCGGUGGACGGGAUCAGCUCCAGCUCUACUCGGAGCUGCGUACUGCGCCGCCAGUUUUGUUUCUAUGCCGUCACUGAACCCGGCGCGCUCCCUCGGCCCGUCGUUCGUUCUGUCUCGAUGGGAGAGCCACUGGGUGUGCUGGGUCGGCGGUUUGGGUGGCGGGGUGGCCAGCGCGCUCCUGCACGAGUGGGGUUCGCGACGUCGCCGUGACUCGUCAUCACGUGCCUCGUCUCCGAGGGACCUGGACGAGCUGGACAAGCCGACGUUCCCCCCCUCUCAUCACCACUACCGGCCGUCGUACUGCGCGGCGGCUCCGAGACCUGACACGGCUGAGCCGCUUUAUUCCGGCACUAAGUCGCUGUACUGCCGAUCACCGCCGCCCGCUCGGCAUACUUUGCACAGAUCGCAGUCAGUGUACAGCAAGGGCAGCUCAGCAACGAGUGCCGCAACAGCUACCGUUGGAAGUGGCGGCGCGCCGGCGGGCGCGGCGCUCGUUGCGGCGCAGUCGCUCGUGCUGCGGCCGCCCGCGCCGCACGCGCAUUCACACGCGCUUGCGCAUAACCAGAAUGCGCAGAACUCGCAGCGCGACCCGCCCUACGGCACUGCUAAUGGAGUCAGGCCUGGACCGGCAGGCGCGGCUGUAAACGAGAGACGCGAAUCGGUGUACAGCGCGAGCGGGCGACGCGGCGACGACAGCUCGUACGGCACGUACACGCGCUCGGGACACACGCCGCUGGCGCCGCUCGCGCCGCCGUACCGCACGCACGCGCCGCACGCACCGCACGCACCGCACGCACCGCACGCACCGCACACGGCGCAUGCGCACCACCCCGACCACUACUAGCGAAGACCGGAGCGGCACAACAUCGCGCUGCUCUUCGAUGUGUGAGCAUGCGUUGUGUCGUCUUCCACAAGCUGAUUAGUGAACGAACGUUUGUGUUGUCAACAAAGGACUGACAAUCCGGUGUAGCGAUGUACGGAAUCGUGACGUCACGGGAACGAAUGACUUUAUUACCGAAUAAACUUUUUUUAAAACUUGUUGUCGAACAUCUAGCUACCGAACUAGUAGAAUUGACAUUUAAAUUAUUAACCUAUUUGUUAUAAUAUUUAACAAAGUAUCAUGUUGAAAUUUGUAUUUUUACGAAUCAUUAAUAGAUUGACUUUAUUAUGUCAACACUCUUAUUAAAAUAAUAAGCACUUACAUGUUUAGCGAUAAUUACAUGAAACAUUAAAAUGACAUUGAUAUACAUUAUUUAUAUCUCCAAGGCUGUCAAAACCUUCGAUAAAACUAUCAACUUACGCAACGUUUAAAAUUAGGCAGUUACAUUUGAAGUGGUUUAAACUGGUUUAGCUAAACCUAAUAGUAAUAUUCUUACCCCUUUAUUCAUAGACGUUUUUUAUCUAAGGACGGAGAAUUGCUGUGAUAACAAGUCUGUUUCUCAGUGCUGACGGCAUAGCAGCCUUCGCAGUGCAUAGACAUAGGGCAGUUGUGAUUGGCUAAUAUUGUGAUACAACAAUAAAAAACGUCUAUGAAUAAGGGGGUUACUAUAAACUAAAUUUUACCAUAAUCACUAGGAUAUAUUUUCCCGAUCGGUUUUUAAAUAAACUUACGCGUCGCGCAUACGCUAUCAACAAGUUGCCGGAUAAUACAACACUACUACGAAACAUAGUUGCUAAGUUGGCGACGCAAUCGGCAAUUUCGUGGUAACAAGAUAAUAGGUAUGCGUGACGCCUUAUAAAACCCAUAAUUAUUAAUAAAUCAUUUAAAUAACAUAGAUUCCUAAUAAUAUUUAUUAUGGAGUAAUAAAUAAAGCAACAAACUAAGGCAGUAUAGCUCAGGUAUAAGUUGGUCAACAUAGAUCAACUUUAUUAGUGUUUAUGGACGUCAUAUACCAAAUUUUGACUACGAAAUACUAGAUUUAGCCAAUAAUAGUCUAUAAUUACGUAUAACGAGUUAAAAUUAAUUACAAUCGUCAAAAAGUAAUAAUACCCUUUUGCCAGAAUAGUUUUAAAUAAUAAAUUUAUGAUAUAUCUUCUGAUUGGUCCAUUUAUGUUAUCAAUCCGACGGUAGCGGUUAAAAUGGGUCAUAGUAAUCGACCAUGAUCAUAGAUUUCGCAGAUUAGAGGUGACAUUGAGAAAAUUGUCAUACAAAAAUUUUGCCCUCAUGCAAUGGUUACUCAAUCCACUGUGAAAUAGCAAUACACUUAUGUUAAAUACUUUGUACGUUUUUGAUAUGCAUAUUAGCAUAUUGUCUGUAAAUAUAUUUUUUUUAUUAAUAUCCAAGGGCCAUGUGAUAUCUUGUCACACGGAUAUUUCAAAUAAGACAACGACUUUUUACCGAUGGUAAUAUCUUUUGGAACACUAAUUUGGCUCUGAUAUCCGGUCUAUAAGUAACUAUACUUUUUAAUGUCUUUAGCCAUGAUUGAUGAAAAUGAUAUGCAUUAUCGACAAUUUCUAUGUACUGUAGUGUAAUUUACUGUAAAUUGUAUAUUCUAAUAUGAACCAUGAGCGUUGUAUUUAAAGUUAAAUAUGCAUUUACAUUCAUCCAAUUUUGUUAUCUUGUAUAACCGUAUUUGCAUGUAUCACAUUGUUAAUUUUAAGAUGUUUAUAUUAUUGUAAAUAAAAUUUCUAGUAGUUAAGAUUAGAUAGGUAGUAAAUACAUUUGAUUUUGCAAAGCGCUUGAUACUAAUGAGGCCCGAAUUUGUACUGGAAUUUUAAAAAAAUAUUAAUGCUAAUAGUAAAUACCUACUCUAUCACUAAUAUAUUGUUUGAUAAAAAAAUAUCUUCAUUAUAUGAAGUACCUUGAACAGCUCCGAAAGAUAUUAAGGUUCUUGGAUCUUUGCAUCGAAUUCUGAUUUUAGUUUUUGUCUUAUUUACCUACCCCAGGUUUGAUCCAUCAAUAUAAAUGUCAGUUGGCAAACAAAGAUUUUAAAAAAAAGUCGUUAUGAAAUAAAUUUGACAAUAUUUCUUAAUACCGUGUAAUGGAGCUCAAAAUUAAAAAUAUUGAAUUUUAUUGACAGUAAAAAUAAAAAAUAUGUGUUUAAAUUUGUGUUAAAUAGAAGAAAACGUAAAUAAUGUAGAUACGCAAUCCAAAUAUUUUCUCAAAUGUAAAUACUAUGUAAAGUUUGUCUUUGGUUUGGGUGGGGGGUAAGGAAUUAAUUAAAGAUAAUUUAACUAAAAAAAACCCUGGGCAAAGAGACAUCCAUGGUCGCUAUAAUAAGGUUUUUGCCCUAUGUUUAUUUUUGACUUUUAUGAAAUAUUUAAGUCAUAUAAAAUUUAACACAAAAAGAAAGAUUCAAUCGUAGAAACAUUAUUAGACAGAAAGAUUUUUAAAGUUAUCGAGUCAGUUAAUGAAAAUUUUAACAAGAAACCAGGCAAUAAUCAGGCUGGCACACCCCUUCUAUCUUUUGGCUGAGUGGACCAAAUAUUUGCCAAAUAUUACAUUUACCUAUUCAACGUUGUUAAUAUACUUCAAUGUUUGUGCCAUACUUUAUCUUCCAUCUUGACUUAAAGGCGUAAUCUUGUUUUAGUUAGUGUUCAAAUUAAUUUUCUCCGUUGUGUAUUUAAAUCUUUAGAUUUAAGACAAUCUCCAGAAGUUAUCUUCCCUAAGAUAUUUUUAUCAAAUAGACACGACAAGCUGCCUUGUACAAUGAAGUUAGCAGCAUUUGAGGCGAGUCGCAAGUUUAUAUUUAUUGUAAUAUUGUUGCUAGAGUAACUGCCUCGGGAAGAUCUUGCGAAAAAAAUUGCUGCGACAACUUGCUAAUCUAACUUGGCUUCAUAUUUUAUUUUCAAAUUGCGUGGAACUUGUGGCAGCAACUGCAUGUACAAUAUUUCUCGGUUUAAAGUACUAUUGUGUACUUUUCUAAAGUAAAUAGCCUUCAUGCUAAUUCAAAACAUACACUAUCUACCAAUUAACCAAAUCCAUUCAGCCAUUCCUACCUUUACGUUCUAUGUUAUUGUUGCCUUAGCCGGACUAGUUUCAUCUGUGGUCAUAAAAUUAAAGUUGUUACAUUGGACGAGCGCUUUCUUUCGACUCGCUGUGAAUACACAAUUUGCCAGUGUGGUGAGAGCUUUAACUUUACCUAACCACGGAUGAAACAACGUGGCCUUAUUUCGUAAAGAAUAUUUCUUUGUAUUAUUCGAAUGAGGUUGAGGAUAUUAUAGAGCGUUCUAAAAAUACUAAUUUAAUUUAUGGGUAAAAAUUAAUUUACGUAUCAUUGUUUUCGUUGAUUGUCAUAUAUAAUUUAAAAUGUGAUCUAUUCUCCUAAAUACACAAUGACGACUUUUGAACACUUCACUUAUGAAAAACAAGAUUACGUCUAUAUCAAAUCUUUCCUAUUGCUUAUCAAGCUCAAAGACUUACUAGUUUAAAUUUGUAUAUAUGUAGGAUAGUUUUGAAAUGUUGAAAAUGUUACUCAUUUACUGAACUAAGCUGAAGUGUAAAGGCUAUGGCAAUAUCUUUUCAAUAUUCAUGAAGUUAGCUUACUUUACAAUUAACUAUUUGAUUGAAGAGAAAAAUCAUGGUUCCUUCUCGACAGUAAAAACGAGCCAUAAUCGUUAAAGAAUAAUGAAUAACAAUUCAUUCCAUUAUGGGAACUCACUCGUCACUUUAGGACAUCAUUUGGAAACGAUUACGUCACAUAGUAUGUCUGGUUAUAUCAGCAAUUAUUUUGUAGAGCAGCAAAAUUAACUAACACUCAAAAAGUAGAAAAUAACAAUUUAAAAUGUUAAUAAUGGUACAAAUGAAGCAAAGAACUACAGUCCGCGUGCGAGCUUCGAGGAAUCUUAUGGAGUGUUAUCGUUAUGAUUUAAUGCAGUGAUUUUAUUGAUAUUAAGUUCUCAAUCGAAGAAAGGUCAGGCUCUGAAACUGCGAAAUUCAAAUAUUAAGUACGUAUAUAUAAUUAUUUUUUAAUUCGUGAUCCGUUUUUAAAAGAAUUUUUAUAUUGCAGAUAAAGAAUUCAAAUAAUCCAUAUUCUUAAGUAAUAUUCUGAUGUAUUACAAUGGACAGGUUAUUUAAAAGUUGUGCCAUGGCUGCAAAUAUUUCACUUCUUUAAUAAGUCGAUAACUAACUUAUUAUUGUAUUAAUUAGCUCACUUGCACAAACAUAAAAGCUGAGGAAGAGAACGAAAAAUCAUAAGAUUUACAAAAAGAAUAAAAAAAGUAACUGGCAACUAAAUUCAUUUGCAAUCCCUAACCUCGGCUUUUAGUUAGUGUAAGGGAAAGUGACUCAAAGUGGAAUUUUAAUUGUAUAAAUAUUUGGAAUUGUAUAAGUACAGUAUAUCUUACCAAUAAAUAUAAUGAUUUCUAGA
Manduca sexta (tobacco hornworm) is the source of this 6252-nucleotide messenger RNA. It is a transcript of the gene bib, whose product is annotated as neurogenic protein big brain. Gene Ontology annotation, molecular function: water channel activity. Gene Ontology annotation, cellular component: plasma membrane. The transcript is spliced from 6 exons. The record is from RefSeq and is a predicted model, not a curated record. The coding region runs from base 351 to 1787 and encodes 478 amino acids. Gene Ontology annotation, biological process: transmembrane transport. Lineage: Eukaryota; Metazoa; Arthropoda; Insecta; Lepidoptera; Sphingidae.